Branchiostoma belcheri (Belcher's lancelet) is the source of this 876-nucleotide messenger RNA. RefSeq names its product fatty acid-binding protein homolog 6-like. Bases 112 to 531 code for a protein of 139 amino acids. Gene Ontology annotation, biological process: fatty acid transport. Lineage: Eukaryota; Metazoa; Chordata; Leptocardii; Amphioxiformes; Branchiostomatidae. The record is from RefSeq and is a predicted model, not a curated record. Gene Ontology annotation, cellular component: nucleus; cytosol. The transcript has 4 exons. Gene Ontology annotation, molecular function: fatty acid binding.
GACCUCAGAAACAGACAAUAAAAACACUGAACGGAAGGUUUGUCUACGUGCUCCUGUGUUGUUGGUUUACAAACAAAACUCUUCAUCAGUUGUUGUUUUGGGGAGCCGGAGAUGGCGGCGUCGGUUGUGCAGUUCAGCGGGGUCUGGAGGCAUCAGCACAGCCAGAACCUGGAGGCCUUCAUGGCGGCUUUGGGUAUCCCUCCAAGCAUGCGCACUCGUUCCAAAGAUUUUGAGCCCAAGGUCGACGUCAAGGAACACAAUGAAGGUUGGAUCACGUGGUCCACGACAGCCAAUGGCAAGACGACCACCAACCACUUCCAGUUAGGGAGCGAAUUCUACGAGGACACAGGAGAUGGGAAGAAAAGAAAGGUGGUGUAUUUUUGGGACAACGAUCGUCUGGUGUCCGUGUUUAAAGACUGGGACGGGACCGGGACACGACUCACCAUCUCCCGCUGGAUAGACGGACACAAUGUCGUGGCGGAAGUAAACUUUCGUGACGUCACAUUGAAGAGAGUUUACCGGAAGUCGUAAGCGGCUUCGAAAGAAACGGGAAAAAAAGUAGUAACUUACACUGAUGAUGGAAGAACAUUUUAGGAGUAAUAUUGGUGUAAGCCGUGUGAACGUUGAUGCUGUGCUCUUUCACGGACUAUCAGUUGUGCAAUUCAUUUCUGUCAUUAUGUCGUUUUUCAAGCAUGAAAUUCGUGCAAAUUCAUGGGAUCUUGAAGAAAUAUAACAUUAUUAACAGUCCUGAUUCCUGAGUAUAAAAUUAUAUAUGUAACACGUUAAUGGACUAAGCGUCAUUCUUGGCUUCUAUGUUAAAAAAAACAAACUUUUAGGUAACAUACGGCAGCAUAUGACUAUUUGUAAACUUAGGCU